AAGUAGGAACCUGGGAGACUCCUGAAGUGAGCGGCGUUCAGCCAUGGCCCAGGACGUUCCACACCUCCUCUGCAGCUGUGGGAGACCGGCUGUAUGUGUUUGGAGGGGGAAAUAAAGGAGCGGAACCGGUGAAAGACCAGCGGCUCCAUGUGUUUGAUACAGCCACCUUGACCUGGUCCCAGCCAGACACUGCUGGCGAUGCCCCUGCUCCUCGGCACGGACACGCUGUAGUUGCAGUUGGGACCAAACUCUUCAUCCACGGAGGUUUAGCUGGUGAUAUUUUUUACAAUGAUCUGUUCUGCAUCGAUAUAAAUGACAUGAGGUGGGUUAAGAUCCCAGCCACAGGUGAUGUCCCGGGAGGACGGGCGUCCCAUGCAUCAGCUGUGUUUAAAGACCACCUGUACAUUUUUGGUGGAAUAGGCCCUGAUGGGGCCCUUGACAGCACAUACAGGUACCACACAGAGAAGCAGCAGUGGACACUCCUCCAGUUUGAUUCCCCUCUGCCUGCUGGGAGGCUGGACCAUGCCAUGUGCGUCAUUCCCUGGCACAGUGGGCAGGAGGAGAGUACGCCAGCAGGAGAUGGAGCUGGCCAGGACAAGGAGGGGUGCCCCAAGGACACGGUUGUGCACCUGCUGUUCAUGUUUGGUGGGAUGGACAUGGAGGGGCAGAUACACAGGGACUGUGCAGUCACCCUGAUCAAGUAG
Mesitornis unicolor (brown roatelo) is the source of this 704-nucleotide messenger RNA. It is a transcript of the gene RABEPK, whose product is annotated as Rab9 effector protein with kelch motifs. The annotation marks the transcript as partial. Lineage: Eukaryota; Metazoa; Chordata; Aves; Mesitornithiformes; Mesitornithidae. The transcript has 4 exons. Gene Ontology annotation, molecular function: protein binding. The record is from RefSeq and is a predicted model, not a curated record.